AUGGAUGACGAUCAUAACAAUCCCAUUCAUUACACCCGCGAUCCUCACAAACUGAUUGCUUAUCUGAUUCCGUUUCCAAAACCCAAAGGUCACGAUACAAACAUACCAGACCGAUUUUUAAUUUACACUCCUCCACCGCCUCCAUUUCCCAAGCCAGCUGAAGGCGAAAAGGAGAGUCGUUCAGUCAAGGUUCAACGAAAAUGGCAAGAAGAAGUCCGAGCUGCCAAGACCAGCGAAGCCAAGGCUGCAUCUUGGGCUGGCCUGCGCAAGAAUGCGACGAAAGCAGAGAUGGUUCUUGUCUACCCGGCCUCGAUCCCUAUGAACCCAGAGCAGAUACGUACAGAAUUUAUCAACACCAUGUUACGUUCGCAGAGCAAGGCACAGCGUGACUCGAUCCUUGCCACAGGUCUUCUACCGGUCACUCUCGCUAUCGAUAUCCUGUCAACCCCUAUCUGGCCAUUUGGUGGCCUGUUUGAAGUGGACGCGGUAUGGGCCUACGCCUCGAUACGCGGCGCUCGCAUUGCGCGUAGCACGACAAAGCGGCUCACAUCGACCGGCACAAACUCAGAUCCUAACAAGGAUACGCUGCACAUCCGAUUCCAGUCCGCAGCACGCCUAGAUAUUCUGCGUCGCUAUCUCGCAAUGAUAUGCCAUGAGCGCAACCCUAAGCGAUUUCCAAGCGCAGGCGUCAACGUCACGGAGACCGAGGUGCUGGAGGCCAUCGGAUGGAGCCCAAGUCAGGUCAAAGAGGGAGAAAGGAAUUGGGAAGACGAGCAAUGGGAGCUGACUAGUGUCAAGGAUGAUCUGAGAGCUGUAAUGGGCAAAGGAGCAAGGGAAUGGAACAAGUGGGUAGGGAGAUGGGAAGAGGACCCGAAGAAGGCGGCUAAGAAAUAG
This is a messenger RNA of Pseudovirgaria hyperparasitica, 894 nucleotides long. RefSeq lists its product as uncharacterized. The coding region runs from base 1 to 894 and encodes 297 amino acids. Lineage: Eukaryota; Fungi; Ascomycota; Dothideomycetes; Acrospermales; Acrospermaceae. The record is from RefSeq and is a predicted model, not a curated record. The transcript has 2 exons.